Messenger RNA from Purpureocillium lilacinum, 1389 nucleotides. Its product is annotated as proline dehydrogenase. NCBI's taxonomy places the organism in Eukaryota, Fungi, Ascomycota, Sordariomycetes, Hypocreales, Ophiocordycipitaceae. The record is from RefSeq and is a predicted model, not a curated record. Gene Ontology annotation, cellular component: mitochondrion. Gene Ontology annotation, molecular function: proline dehydrogenase activity; FAD binding.
AUGAUCGCCCACCGCCCGGCCGUCGGCGGCAUCCCGUCCGGCCCUGAGCGUCGCCUCAUCCACUCGUCGCACCGCAAGUCGUCCACCUUGCCCGCCGAGCUGCCUCCGGGCCCAGCUCUCCCCCCUCCGCAGCCCACUCUGGAGCCUUCGCGCGCGCCCCUCUCUCUCCUGCCCUUGAGCAUGAUCCUGCGCAGCCUCGGUACCACCCUCGUGUCGUCGUCGCCGCUGCUGCUGGCGCCCUCGCUGCGCAUCAUGGCGGUCCUCGCCCAUUCGGCCAGCGCGCUGCUCAACCCGGACCGCAACCCACUGCUGCGCUUCUUCAUCAAGCGUACCUUUUACGCCCAGUUCUGCGCUGGCGAGGACGGCGCCGAGGUCCGCGACACCAUCGCCCGCCUCAAGGGCAUCGGCUUCAACGGCGUCAUUCUCGGCUAUGCGAAGGAGGUCGUCCUGACCGACAAGCAGGCUGGCCAGCUCGAGGGCGCCAAGCUGGGCGAGGAGACUCAGACCGUCAUCGACAACGAGAUUGUCCCCUGGGCGGAAGGCACUCUUGAGACGGUGCGACUGGCGGAACCGGGCGACUUUGUCGCUCUCAAAUUCACCGGUGCAGGACGCCUUGCCCUCCACCAGCUGUCCCACCGCCUCCCGGCGACGCCGUACCUCAGCAAGUCAAUCGACUCCAUCUGCCAGCUUGCCCACGAGCGUGGCGUUCGGCUGCUGUUCGACGCCGAGCAGGACCGCCUGCAGGAUGGCAUUGACGACUGGACCAUGGAGUUUGCGCGCAAGUACAACACGACGCCAGGCCGCGCCACCAUCUUCGGCACCUACCAGGCGUACAAGAAGUGCGCACCCGCCGUGCUGUCGCGCCACCUCACCGAAGCCCAGCAGGGCAACUUCACCCUCGGCGUCAAGCUCGUCCGCGGGGCCUACCUGGGUUCCGACCCGCGCGACCGCUUCUUCGACACCAAGGCCGACACUGACGCCUGCUACGACGGCAUUGCCGCCAGCGUCCUCACCCGCCAGUGGAACGGCGUCCUCGAGGGCAAGGGCGAGUUCCCCGAGGCCAGCCUCGUCCUCGCCACCCACAACGCAGAGUCGGUCCGACGUGCCCGCGCCAUCGUCGAUGCCGGUGUCGCCAAGUCGGAAAUUGCCUGCGCCCAGCUGCAGGGCAUGGCCGAUGAGAUCAGCUGCGAGCUUGUCGACCUUGCCGGCCAGGGCACGGCGGUCCCCGUCUACAAGUAUCUCGUCUGGGGCACCACGGGAGAGUGCAUGAAGUACCUGCUGCGUCGCGCACAGGAGAACAAGGACGCCGUCGCGCGCACCCGGAGUGGCCGCGACGCCAUGUGGGCCGAGGUCGUGCGCCGGGUCAGGAACACGUUUCGCUUUGCGUAA